AUCGGGGGCCGGCAAAUAGAACAGUAUCAUUCCCCCCAAAGUCCCGGGGAGAGAGAGAGGAGAGCGGGGCGAGAGGGCAGUAGUGGACUGGUCGGGCAGGCCCUGACCAUGACGAUGCAUCCCCGAGCAGCAUGGAAUGGGUUGAGGAGCGUCGGGUUGCGUCGGGUUCGGGUCGGCGGGGCGGGGAGGUUCGGGGCGGGGAGCAGACGGACGGACGGACGGACAUCAACUUGUAAUUAGACCGGCGUAUGGAAUCCCUAGGGCCCCUGUCCGCCCGUCCGCCGGCCCGUCCGAUCCUCUUCUCCUUUUGGUCCCCGGCGGGCUGGAGGGGGGAAGGACACAUCCCGGGGUUGUGGGGUCCUCCGUGCCGUCCGAGCCCCCUGAGCCCUUGUUCAGUCCGUGACCGCCCGCCCUCAGCACCGCACGCCCAGCUCACCAUGGCAGUCCGAGCAGCGUCCCUCUUCAGGGCCACGGCGGCGUUGGCGCUUCUGCUUUCCCUGUGCGCCGCGCCCUCCCACGGCUUCUGGUUCUCCACGUCGGCGCGGUCCAAGUCGCAAGCGCCCCAGUGGUUUGGCAUCCGGGACUACGGCGCACCCUCGCAGGCGGCCUACAGCUACGACUCCUCGGGCGGCGUCACUGUCGCCGUGCCCGUCGCCGUGCCCCUGUCGCCCCAGCAAGUGCAGGUGUCGCCGCCGUACCCGGGGCUCGGCGCCGUGCAGCUGGUGCCGUGCCUGUGCCCCAUCUCCAAGGACCCGGAGAACGUCCAGUCGUUGCCGCCCAUGUCGCAGCAGCAGGGCCCGUCCUACGCGCCGCUGCCGCCGCAGAUGUCCAUGGCGCACCCGCAGAUGGUGCCGCUGCCGCCGCAGAUGCAGCAGAUGCAUCAGAUGCAGCAGGUGCAGCUGCACCCCAUGCCGCCCCCGCUGCAUCAGCACCAGCACCAGCAGCAGCAGUCCGCUCCCACCCAAAGCCCGCAGUCGCAGCAACAGCAGCAACAGCAGCAGCAACAACAGCAGCCCUCAAAUUGACUAGAUCCCAGCAAACCGAAACCGACAAGAAACCCGCGAGCAGCGAAGCAUGAGGUGAUCAAAAACACAUUGUAAAAGUUUUGAAGCGGCGAACAAUCACUAAUGUGAAUAUUUAUUGUAAUUAUUUUAAGACUGAUUUUGUACAUUAAGACUGACUCUAAAUAAAGUACAUAUUACUCUAAGCUGCA
Messenger RNA from Frankliniella occidentalis (western flower thrips), 1213 nucleotides. RefSeq lists its product as uncharacterized. The transcript is spliced from 4 exons. The coding region runs from base 249 to 1025 and encodes 258 amino acids. The record is from RefSeq and is a predicted model, not a curated record. Lineage: Eukaryota; Metazoa; Arthropoda; Insecta; Thysanoptera; Thripidae.